AUGAAAAUGGGAAGAGAGUUUGUGUGGUGCCUAGUGUUGGUUCAUUUUGCCUUCACUAUAUCUUGCGAGGCAAAACUGGUUCAGGUUAUAGAAAUAUGUAGGCAUGGAGACCGUUCACCACUCAAUACUUAUCCCAACGACCCGAAACCUUACAAUCUAUGGCCAGGAGGUCCUGGACAACUGACUGCCAAAGGAAUGAGAGCUCAUUAUGAACUUGGGAGGAGACUUCGACAAAGAUAUGUAGACUCCGGCUUUCUUCAUAACAACUUCUCUGUCAGUGAGGUUAUGGUUCUGUCCAGUGACACGGAUCGUACCCUGAUGAGUGCAUAUUGUCAGAUGGCAGGAAUGUUUCCUUUUGAAACGGGACCGGUCGCGAGAGAUGAACAAGUCACAGCACUGACUCCAGCACUUCCUUUUUUCUGGCAACCGGUACCUAUUCAUUCAGAUGUCCAAAAUAAUGAUAGUAUGAUAAAAGUUGGUGCGGAUUGUCCCAGACAUGAGCAGAUUUUGGAACUCCUCCGUCAUUCUCAAGACUGGCUUUCAAAAAGAAAUGAAAGUUGGUUGUUAUUGCAACGAGUUGCAAAUAUUACUGGUCUAGAACAUUGUGACUUGGAUGAUUUGGGAAGAAUUCUUGAUGUCUGGACCUGUGACCAAUCGCAUGGCAUACAAGUUCCUCAACUAGACGAAGACUUGUUUCAUCAAGUAGAGAAUGUGACAGCUUGGGUAUAUCAAAAAAGUUAUGAAAGCGAAGAAGUUCAACAGUUACUUGCGGGCUUGCUUUUGGAGGAUAUUGUAUCCAAUAUCUUGAACAGAGUGAGUCAAAGGUCACUCCUAAAGUUCAUUUUAUAUUCAGGUCAUGACACAACUAUUGCUUCAGUAUUGAGUUGUCUGCAAGCAUUUGAUGGAUAUAACCCGCCUUAUAAUUCAACUAUUAUACUGGAGUUACAUUUGAAUGAUUCUGUCAAUGUUUCCGAUAAUCUGAAUGACUACAAUGUGCAUUUAGAGUAUAACAACGCGACUAUAUCGCUGUCUAUUUGUGACGAUCCUUGUCCUCUCACGUCGUUUAUUCAUUACUUGAAUGAAUUUACUCUUAAUGCUAGCCAGCGUAAGAAAUUGUGUGUAUGGAGAGAACCACAGAGCUAUUCUCAAUGGAUAGAAUGGCUUCCGUCGACAGGACUCGUUUAUUUUCUCCCUUUGGUCGUUACUGGGACAGUCAUCUUAAUAUUAAGUCGGUAUCUCUACAAUAGAUUUGUCAGAAAAAUAAACAGAACGAACGUAGAGGAGUCAGAAGGGCCACUUUUGGUAUCGAACUCUUCUUAACAUUUGUGAACAGCUUAGCCAACUUAAGUAAUAAACAAACAGGAGAAGAGGGAUAGGCCAACGAUCAAAUCUGGAGAAAAUUCACAAAUGAUUCUUUA
Messenger RNA from Galdieria sulphuraria, 1418 nucleotides. RefSeq names its product acid phosphatase. Gene Ontology annotation, biological process: dephosphorylation. Gene Ontology annotation, molecular function: phosphatase activity. The record is from RefSeq and is a predicted model, not a curated record. Bases 7 to 1320 code for a protein of 437 amino acids. NCBI's taxonomy places the organism in Eukaryota, Rhodophyta, Bangiophyceae, Galdieriales, Galdieriaceae. The transcript has 5 exons.